CUAUUACACUAAGUGACGAGAAAUUACAUAAGCCUAACUAUCAACAGACUGUAUUUUCGGAUUUUCUGUUGACAUUGAGAGAACAUCAACCAAUGUAUGAAAUUUUAAAGACUGCAGAAUUACAUUAUCAUCAAGAAAGCUUGUGACAGUUUAUCUAACUAUGAUUAAAUUUCAUUAAUAAUUGUGGUGUUGAUUGGAAAUAUAUUGGUUAGAUGGUGAUGGUCAUAUUGGAGAAAAUUUGACAUUACACCAGAACUAUAUUUUUGUUGUGUCUGAUAUCUGCUUCUUCUUUGAAAUAUUGGCAAAAGAGUAAAUUAUGGAUGGGAAACUGUGUAGGAGUGAGGUUCAUGGUGAAAAACACCCUGAUAAUCUUUGUGUAUCUAAUCAAACAAUGUACAUUGAAAAGAAAUCAAAUCUCAGUAGUAACAACGGUAAAAUAUUUGCACAAAGAACUAAUACCUCAAAACAUAAGAUACUCAACACUAGCUCACUCCGUUACCAAUGUGAAAUUUGUGGUAAACGAUUCCUAAUAAAAAACUUUUUGUCUUUACAUAAAUGUAUUCACACUUCAGAUAAACUCUAUCACUGUGACACCUGUGAUAAAACAUUCUCUGAGAGAAGUCAGUUAAUUUGUCAUAUAUGUUUCCACAUUGGUGAUGGAUUAUACAACUGUAAUAUUUGUGGUAAAACAUUCCUUGCGAGAGGCAAAUUAAAUCGUCACAAACGGAUUCACACGGGUGAGAAACCAUAUUACUGUGAUAUCUGUGGCAAAACAUUCUGUGGGAAUAGUAAUUUGACUAGUCAUAAAUGUGUUCAUACAGGGAAGAAAGCGUACCACUGUGAUAUUUGUGGUAAGUCAUUCUCUCACAAUAGUGCUUUGACUUGUCAUAAACGUAUUCACACAGGGGAGAAACCCUAUCACUGUGAUAUCUGUGGUAAAACAUUCUCACAUACUAGUGGUGUAACAUGUCAUAAACGUAUUCACACUGGUGAAAAACCAUACCACUGUGAUAUUUGUAAUAAAACAUUCUCCCACAACAGCGGCUUAACGUGUCACAAACGUAUACACUCAGGUGAGAAACCAUACCAUUGUGAUAUCUGUGGGAAAAAUUUCUUUCAAAGUGGUAAAUUAACAAUCCAUAAACGUCUUCACACAGGUGAGAAACCCUAUCACUGUGAAACCUGUGGUAAAACAUUCUCACGACAUGAUAGCUUAAACAUUCACCAACGUUUCCAUACAGGUGAAAAACCAUAUCACUGUGAUAUCUGUGGGAAAGCAUUCUCUCAGAAUACUCAUUUGACUAGUCACAAACGUAUUCAUACUGGUGAAAAGCCAUACUGCUGUGAUAUUUGUGGUAAAACAUUCUCUCAUAGUGGAAUUUUAUCAAAUCAUAAACACAUUCACACUAGACAUAAAGCAUGGCACUAAAAUAUAACCUAUGGUAAACAUUGCCUCAGAAUAGUAAUUUAGCAAAGACCUGAACGGAAGAUGAAUCAUAAAAGUUUGAACCAAAGAGAGAGCCUCUAUGCAACAAAAUUUCUUUUAAAUCAUACACUAUUGUCUUUAGAAAAGAUACAUUGAAUGCUGUAAUCUGAAAUGAACUAUGUCUAUAAGCAAUAAACUUGUUUCACUUAUUCAAACAAUGUCCUUAAAUAUUAUAUUUGUCAGGAGUGGAGGCGCAAUGGCCCAGUGGUUAGGGCAGCGGACAUAGGAUCGCGGUUUCGAUUCCCAGACCGGGCAUUGUGAGUGUUUAUUGAGCAAAAACACCUAAAACUCCACGAGGCUCCGGCAGGGGAUGGUGGCAAACCCUGCUGUACUCUUUCUCUCACUCUUACUUCCUGUUUCCGUUGUGCCUGUAAUUCAAAGGGUCAGCUUUGUCACACUGUGUCACGCUGAAUAUCCCUGAGAACUACGUUAAAGGUACACGUGUCUGUGGAGUGCUCAGCCACUUGCACGUUAAUUUCACGAGCAGGCUGUUCUGUUGAUCGGAUCAACUGGAACCCUCGACAACGUAAGCGACGGAGUGCCAACAACAACAACAACAAUUUGUCAGGUUGAUCAUGAUAAUUAGGUAGAAGUGAGUGGUAAAGGUAAGAGGCUGUGUUCUACAUGAAUUACCCAUCAAUUAAUGUUUUGCAGUUCAUAUAUUUAUUAAUCAAUUAAUUGUAUUUACAUAUAUACAAUGUAUAAAUUGUAAUAAAAGUAUGUUUUGUGAUAUUUAAAGUUUUAAACUGCGUAAGAUGAAAAUAAUACUUUAGUUGAUAGUGUUAUGUAUAACUGUACAUAGUAUAAACAGAGCAAGGCUAGUAAUUAUAUGGAAAGAUAUUUGCAUGUAUAUAAAUAUGUAUGCCAGCAUUACAACCCAAGUUUGAUAACCUUUUGCUUGUUAUUGCAAAAAACAAGUAGAAGAAAGUGAGAGCAUCUCUUAUGGAACUGAGUAACAGAAUUUUGUGUAGCACCAAAGGUUCAAUAUUCCAACUUUAAAUAACAUUGAGCAAAACUUUUAGAAAUACAAUUUGGCAGGAAUUCACAGUUGUCUUUAAAGUCUACUGCCUUACUGGUUACAUUGCUUGCUGAAAUUGGUUGAAAAAAAUUCCUGUAGUCAUUCAUGCCUUUUAAGUUUUCAGAGCUGGUCAUGCCUGGUCUGAAUAUAGGUGGAAUCCUCAUUGCACAUUUAAUAAAUUGAGAUUGUAUUGUACUGACAGAGUCCAUUUUGUGAACAUUGGAACCAUCACCAAACAUGAAUAAAUUAUAUCACAAAACAAGCAACAUAUCCAUGUCCUGUCUAUUACAUUGGUUUUUCACACAUAAAAACACUGCAUGAUAAAUCAUGUAAAAUGUAUGAUAUAUAUGCAAAUCUGCAUGUUAGUUGCUUCAUAUUCAGUUAUAAUUAUGCUAAGUACCAUAGGCCUGACGGCAGAAGACCAUUAAGUUGUCAAUGGAAGCAGCAGAGGUUGCCUCAAAGUGGCAGUGAAUUAGAAGAUGUGAACCCUGGGAGGGUUAGUGCUAAUAGGACAAAAGCUGGGGCUUGAUCAACUCUGGCUGGUGGGCUUGAUUGUUGAAAGACCUGGAACAUCCAAUGGUCUCUGGAAACAUCACUGAUGAUGUGUUCAAGUACAUCAAAGGAUAAUGUAGGGUAAAGUUAUAGGUCUACUCUUUGUCCAAAUUAGUGGCUUUUCUCCAAUAUCAUCACCUUCAUGGUUUUAUUUUAACAUUUAAAAGAAAAUUUAUAUAUAUAUUUUUUUUCGUGUUUAAAACUGUUGGACAAUAAAACAUAAACUCUGUCUAUCUCAAACCAAUUGUAUGUGUUGCUUAGCAGUUUUAGACCAGGUGUCAUUACUUCCUUCCAUUGUCUAUGUCAAUUCAUGACUCUUUUUGAUCACCCUACAUAACCAUAAUUGUGUGAUUAACAACUUUACUUUCUUACCAUAUCAUUCUGUGUUUGAUCCUACUAUGUGGCACGUAAUGCAGGUAUCUCCUACCAGUUUCAGGUUAACCGUGAAACAUGUCAGAUGACCUAAUGGAUAAAGUAGCAAAUAUCAAGUUGAGAUGUUGGUGAUUCAUGCAGUUGUAAUAUUUAUUCUCAACUUCCUAAAGUAGUUGAUUUAUAUAUAUAUGUAAUUGCUGCUGUAUUGAUUUCUGUGAAAAUAUAACUUCACUACUUAGAACCAUUUUUACAGUUCUUUCUGUCAGAGUUGAACUUUUGUGAACAUUGUUCCAGAAGCCUCUAUGACAUUGUGAUUUAGAAUUAGUGUCAAGGUAAUCUUUAACCUGGCCUAAACUAUGAAUUUGUAGUUUUGAAAAGUAUUACUGUUUGAAAAUGUGUAGUGGUUACAUUUUCAACUGAUUUAGAAUGGAUGAACUUAACCUUUUUCAUACCAAGACAUCUGAGACUGUCCUUGGUUCUGUGAUACCAAUUUCCCUGCUUGAAAGUGAUCUAAAUUCAAUCCUUUCAAAAUUUCAUGUUAAAUCAAGUUCCAAACACCUGUUUGAUAAUAACAAAAGUUAUUUGACAAAAUUUUAUGUUAAUUUCAAAAUUCUUUGUAAGAAAGGCAGUGAAUUUCAACAGAAAUAUGGUAAUGAAAAGGUUAAGAUCUAGUCUGGUUAUAUUUUACUGACACAGUUAAUUUAUCAGUGGUUUUACAUUAGAAAAUCCAUUUUAAUCAGUUAUUUCUACAGAAUAUAAAUGCAUAUUUUGAUGUAAGAGUUAGCCUAAAUCUUGUCCUUCAGAGAAUUUUAUUAUUGCAAAUAUGAAGUACCAAACAAGUAGCGUGAAACAAUUAUGUUAUACUGGAGUAAAUAAAGAUGUGAUUUUUUUCAUGUGAUUAUGUUUGUGUAUGCCAUGGCCAACCUUCAAUCUUCUUUUUGUUAAUUAAAUCUAUGGUUAAAAUUGUGUUGGUGGCACAUUUAUGGUUUAUAGUUCUUUACUAUGUAAAUGAUCUGCUAAUGGUAGCCUAUCAGUCUCACGGUUAGGCUGUUGGUAACUUAACUGGCAAUACACUGGGGCUUUACCUUAGUUUAUGGAGGCUGGAUGAACACUCUGGCAGGACAAAAAACAUUAUCUGUUGGCAAGAAUAGACAAACUUAAUGAUUGUGGCCAUCCAUUAAAUGUACAAAUGGAGGCCUCAUUAAAGUUUUUCGAUCUAGCAUUUCUGAAUCUUGGUUGUCUAUGUCAGAUAUAUAGGCUUGCCUUUCCUUUGACCCAAAGGCAUGGGUGAGAGAACCCUCAUUGAUAAAUACAAAGACUGCCCAAAGUAACUUAAAUCAGUCCUGGCUUUACUUUUCUUUUUUUCUUUGCAUUGUUGAAAACAACACACAUUCCACAAUUAAUAUCCUAUAAAAAGAUUUUACUAAAAGUAUUAUUUCAUAUUAAAUGUAAGCACAAGUAAAAUGAAUCAUCUGGGAUGUUUAAGUGAAGUUUUAAAAAGGAACAUCACAUACAUAACUUAAUGAGCGCAAUAUUAAAUAAUCAAUGCAUCCAAAUCCAACCUUAAACACCAAUGGUCAAGGGAAUAAAAUUGCAAUAAGUAUUAUUCAUUCAGCCCCCAUGUGAGAGGUAGUAUCAAAUAUAAAGGUACAUAAACUUUUUGUUUGUGAGAAUAUAGAAGACUGGUGUUGGAAAAAUCUGGUUACCAAAAUGUGGUAAAUGGAGCAGCCAGCUGAGCCAAAAUAGUAAGCUAUGGGUAUGUAAUGGUGAAUACUAAGAGACCUACACAGAAACGAUCAUCUAAAUGCUGUCCUGUUUCGUUUGUCUAGUGCAUUGCAAAGUCUGCAUGUAAUGAGGUAGAUGAAGUUGGUUAAAAUUUUGAGUGACAUUAUUCUGGGAUUUUAGAUUGCUUAUAGGUGUAUUUUUGAGGUGAAGUUAUAGAAGUGGCAUCUGGUUAGGGGCGAGGAUGUUUCUAAUCAGCAGGUUAUAGAGAUUCCAUU
Molecule: messenger RNA, 5428 nt
Organism: Octopus bimaculoides (California two-spot octopus)
Lineage: Eukaryota; Metazoa; Mollusca; Cephalopoda; Octopoda; Octopodidae
Biological process (GO): regulation of transcription by RNA polymerase II
Cellular component (GO): nucleus
Molecular function (GO): DNA-binding transcription factor activity, RNA polymerase II-specific
Source: RefSeq, a predicted model, not a curated record